UUUACGCUUUUACACGUUGGCAUGGAUUUAGGAUAAGAAACAACACUUUUGAAUAGUAUUUUGAAACGCUUUUAAACGUUAGCUACUUCAAAUUAGCAGAGUGUUUUGUUUAUUUGUUUAGCUAAUGCAUCAACAAGAUUUAAAACAAUUUAGAUUACGAAAACGUGCAAUCGGGGAUAUUUGUUCUGCUCUGAAGUUUCUGGUGCUAGCUAGCUUAGCACAACUGGCUGGCCUUUGUUUUUCAUGUGUUUUUUUCAGCCAGUACUGUUGACCAGCUAACUAAUCAUUUCGCCUGUCAACAUCCCUGGAUUUUCUAAAGAUGAAGAGAAAAGUGGCUAGAUUACGGUUAAGUCCAAAUGAAGAAGCUCAACUCAUUCGAGAGGAACACAAAAGGAGAAGGAAGCUGCGAAUACAACAGGUGCGGGAACAGGAGCGGUAUAUCGCCCUGCAAAUCCGCACGGAGGUGCAGCAGCGACGGGAGCGCGAGCUGCAGAACCUGGCGGAGGAGAUGAAGGAGGAGUGGGAGCGACAGCAGAGGAAGAAACUGGAGACCCUGCAAAAGUUAUACCAGGACAAUCUCCGAGUUUUGGGAGAGGGACAUAGAAAUGCCAAAGAAAAUGAGCCUGACUGGGAGGCAAUUGCACAGAAAAAUGAGGAGUAUGAUGUUCGGGCAGAUGAGUGCUAUCGAGAUGCCCUCAAAGAGCUCAAAUCACAGAGACAGAAAGAGCAGGAGGAACAAAAUCGCUUUAUUGAGGCUAGGAAGAAGGCCAUACAGGUGGAGAAGGAGAGGGCAGCAAAAGUGGCCAACCUCCCAUCCCUUCCACCCAACCCAAUUGAGAAUGUUGAGUCAAGGAAGCUGCCAGCAGUGAAGAAAUCAGACGUGGAUGCCUUCUCUGUGACCCACUAUCACAUGCCAGAGACUGCAGUGGACAGGGAAGUCGACACAGCACAGCCAAAGGCAUGGGAGGUGGCAGAGGAGGAGGCGCGGCGCCUGCAGGAGCUAGGGCAGGAGGAGCAGAGGGAGAGACAGGAGCAGCUGGAGAAGGCUCGUCUUAGGGGCAAUAACGCGCUGAGGAGGGAACAGCUCACACAGGACCGAGAGCACCUCCUGGUAGAGCUGGAACACAUGCAUCAGACAGACCUGUUGAGACACAGGCAGGUGAUGGCUCAGAUGCCUGCCCAGAUCUUCCAGCCGCUCUACAAGAGACAGGAGAUGAGGGAGGACUGGCAGAGGGACAUGGAGUUCGCCUUUGAGGACAUGUACACUGGGGAGAGGAGAGUGAAAGGUGACCUGGUGCUGCAGCUGGUUCCAGAGCCUCUCCCAGCCGUGUCCACUGGCAGCCAGGAUGAAGACCUGACCCUGGAGGAGGCCACUCCUGACCUUACUCCCUCGGCUGGGGCAGUGGAACAACAGGAGGAAGAACCAUCCAGGCCUCUAGGUGGCGCUCCCAGACAGGCCUUGAAGAAACUACUGACUCGCAUCAGGUCACAGAGAGACCAGUGGAGCUACCGGAGGCUGGUUGACACCCCGUCUGACCGACAAACUAUUCAUACAGCAGAGCGUGACACGACCGCAGACGGUACGACCAUUGAGACAGGCUCUCUGGCCAGCGAGGAGCGGGGCCGACCGUUGACCACUAGUCCCAGACUCCCUGACCCCUCUCAGCCAGCCCAAGCUAUAGAGACAACAGAGGAGUCCAUAGUGGCUGGUACCCUGCUCCAUCCUGAUAAACAAGCCAUCAAGAUCCACACAUUCAAAACUGAGAGGAAGAGAAGGGAGGAGGAGCUGGAGAGGCAGGAGCAGAUAGCCCUGCUACAGGACUUGGAGGAGAAGAAGAGCAGGCUGGAGCUGCUGCUGCUGCAGGAGGCCCAGGGAGAGCGAGAGCAGCUGCAGACGGCCAUGACCCAGGACACUGCUGCUGCAUCUAGAACACAGAAAAGACCAGCCAAGGACGUCAGCCCUGCUGCUCCAACUCCCGAGUCUACAAUACCCUCAGCUGCUGAGGAUGACCACUCCAGGAGAAUCAAAGAGUAUCAGCAGCGUCUUUUAGACCAGAAUAGGCUUCAUAAGCAGUCAGUCGAGGAGGCUCGCCGGCGUCUGGAAGAGUACCAACACACGCUAAGAAACUGCUAUUCUGGUGUAACUACGGCAACACGUCUCCCUCCUGGUACCACAGCCCAUCCUCUACCACACUUUAAAGGAGGAAUCAUUCCCCCGGUAGUGCCCCUAGAACUCCCCUCUGGCUCUGCCCUGCUCCCCUGUCUCCCUGAAGCACUUAGUACCCACUCUAGAGCUCACACCCCUCUGGACAUCCCCACACGGGAGCCCUCCAUCUUGGCUCUCUUCCUUCCUGGCGCAGCAGUCUGCUCGCAUAUCAGCUCCAGGACCUCACCAGUGCAGCUAGAACCCACCGCUGAAAGCCUAAGGGACCAAAGAGCAGGCGUUUCUGCUUGGCUGGCGGACAAUGUGUUUAGUAGGGUCACAGAGGACCUCCCUGAGAGGCUACCUCCCCCCUCUACCUCGUUGGAUCCCCAGUCCUACAGACCACAUCCUGUUUCCCUUCACCCUACUCCACACAUCCCACUCAUAACAAAAACUGACACCAUCCCAGCCAUCAGCCCAACCCUUUCAGAAGAGUCAGCUACUCUCCCUGGGGAGGCCCCAGUGAAGCCUGGGCCUGUCCUGCGGGCCUCUGCCAGGUUUGGGGAAGAGGUGGAGAGGCAGGAGUUACGUGAGGCCCAGCGUCAGGUGGAGGCCCGGAGGGAGGUGCUCUUCGUGCAGCAAAGGGAGCUGGAGGAGGAACCGAGGGAGCUGGAGGAGGAACCGAGGGAGGCGUUACAGGCACUGCUCACUGCUGACGACACACAGCCUGGUUCAGAGAUCGCUGAUGGUUUGGGGUCAGAGGUCCUGGGGUCAGAGCAUCUCCGUCUGAUGGCAGCUCUGCUCAGGGCUAUCAAGGAGUCCAAUGGGCAAGCCUCACCAUCUGUAGAAGCCAAUCAGAGCCAAGACGACACACUCGACAUCCAGAGUUCACACCCAGACAGACCCGCCCCUCACCCACUUCCCCACCACCACACCCGGGCAGCCAAACCCCCGGUGGCCCGCGCCAGGCUGGCCAUCAUGGCGAUGAUGACAGAGCAGCACGAGCUCAGUGCCAUCCAGGAGGUGGAGACUCCAGCCAACGCCAGCCUGAUCACAGGUCCAGAAGGGAGUGUGAGGCUGUCGCGUAUUGAAAGGGCCUUCCCAGAAGAACAGGACCACUCGGCCCACUCUGAGAGAGGUCACUCCAGCACCUAUGUGUCCAGUGCAGGGGAACACACAGCUGGGACUGGGAGUGAGACAGUAACUGGGUCUGGUAGAUCCAGCAAGCUGUCCUGGAGAGAGAGACUACGGCUGGAGGCUGAUGCCUCUCCUGAACCUGAUCCCACCCCAGCGCGCCCAGAACAGUCUCAUCACUCCUGUGAGUUUGGGAGAGGUGUCCCUGGCCAAUCUCCUACAGAGUUGGAGAGCCUGUCCUUCCAGUCAAUCUAUAGACCCUCAGAACCUGACUACCUGUCCUCCACCACCAUCUCCUCUGGCAGCUACGCCACCACUGACCCUGAACACAACUCCACAAUUGACUAUCUUUCCAACUCUUCCCUGCUCCUGGCUGGGUUUGGAAUAGGAGGAGGCGGAGGAAGAGGGAAAUAACCUUCAAUCAAUGGCUCCUUUUCGUCCAGACACAGUUCCUGUAGGGACGUAUCUGGUCCACGGUCUCCCAUCUCAGAAUCACUCCUACACAGCAGCAGUAUCCAGCGCAUCAUAGACAAAUACACCAGGGAGCUCAACCUCUCUCUCAGUACUGCUGGGAACCAGACGGGUCCCUCUGCAGUGAUCGAGGGGUCAGUGUGUGAGGAGCCCAGCUCCUCUGUGUCCCAGCAGAAGCAGCAGCAGAAGCCCUGGUCUAAGCUACUGCAGGAGAAUGAGGGACCGGACAGGUCACCUGUGUGGGGGGCCGACCCCCACACACUCCCCUUGGACACAGAGUCCGGAGCUCAGAGGCACAACCAGUAUUGUUCAGGAAUGGGACAACGCUGUCAAUCGGAUCAUGGAUCACCUCUCAGACAAGUCCUCCUCAUUGGCUCUGGACCAGGGGCAGGACUCCACUAUCAGCCCAAUGAUUGGCCAAUCCUCGGA
Messenger RNA from Coregonus clupeaformis (lake whitefish), 4177 nucleotides. Its product is annotated as centrosomal protein of 295 kDa-like. The record is from RefSeq and is a predicted model, not a curated record. Gene Ontology annotation, cellular component: cytosol; centriole; centrosome. The transcript is spliced from 20 exons. Gene Ontology annotation, biological process: regulation of centriole replication. NCBI's taxonomy places the organism in Eukaryota, Metazoa, Chordata, Actinopteri, Salmoniformes, Salmonidae. The coding region runs from base 320 to 3691 and encodes 1123 amino acids.